Messenger RNA from Trematosphaeria pertusa, 1782 nucleotides. Its product is annotated as cytochrome P450 monooxygenase. NCBI's taxonomy places the organism in Eukaryota, Fungi, Ascomycota, Dothideomycetes, Pleosporales, Trematosphaeriaceae. The transcript is spliced from 3 exons. The record is from RefSeq and is a predicted model, not a curated record. Gene Ontology annotation, molecular function: oxidoreductase activity, acting on paired donors, with incorporation or reduction of molecular oxygen; heme binding; monooxygenase activity. The coding region runs from base 123 to 1673 and encodes 516 amino acids.
GGGCCCUCACUAAUCCUUCGGCAAUUCGCCGUUCUGAGCGCAACGCAGGACGAAUCCUCUCGGAGCUGUUAGCCAGGCCUACUACUAGGAGUAUCAGAGACGUGCCCGACUCUGCGCAAAGCAUGACUCUCCUCGACGGCGUCAUCAGCGAGAAGCCGACCCUGUUCUACGCGGCCGUGCUUCUCGCAGUCGCGUACCCGCUGUAUAGCAUCGUAUACGGCUUAUUCUUCUCGCCCUUGAGCAAGAUCCCCGGGCCGUGGUUGACGCGCAUCAGCAGCAUUCCCGAGGCCAAUGCGCUGAAGGAGCAGCGGCGAACACAAUGGGUCAACAGCCUGUUCGAGCAGAACCCCGGCGCCGUGGCAGUCCGGACAGGGCCAAAGUCCGUGUCUUUCAACCACCCCGAUGCCAUCAAGGCCAUCUACGGCCACGGAAAAGGCCACGAGGAAUUCGGCAAAUCCAGCUGGUACGAUGCCUUCUCGACAACCGGCGAAUCGCUCUUCUCCACGCGCUCCAAGAAGCGGCACGCCAUGAAGCGCCGCAUGGUCGCGCACGGCUUCAGCGCGCAGAGCCUGCAGUCGUUCGAGCCGUACGUCGAUCUCACCAUGGCCAAGUUCCUCAAGAAGAUGGACAAGUUCGCGCGCACCCAGGAGCCCUUCGACAUCUACUUCUGGUUCGAGCUGUUCACCAUGGACGUCAUGGGCGAGCUCGCGCUCGGCAGCAACUUCGGCGUGCUGGAAGCGGGGAAACCGGCGCGGUAUUCGACGCUCGUGGAGCAGUCGCAGCGGUUUGGGAAUCUGAGUGGUAUGCUGCCUUUCGGGAAGGCGAGCGUUAGGGUGCUGAGCUGGGUGCCUAUGCCGUACGUGCAGCGCCUCUGGAAGGCGAGGGUGGAGUAUCUGGACUAUGCAAGGCAGGCGCUGGAAAAGCGGUUCCAGGAGGAUCGGAAGCAGGUACUGCCCAGCGGCAAGCCACGUCAGGACAUCAUGCAGCGCUUCAUCGAAGCCCGCGAUCCAGAAACUGGGCGGCAAAUGGACUUCGACGAGCUACGCGCGGAGACGUCGUCGCUAAUGGUAGCAGGAGCCAGCACCGGCAGCGUAACCAUGAACUGGAUGACAUACUACCUGUGCAAGAACCCUGAAAUCAAGACGCGCAUCGUCCAGGAUCUCGAAGCCAUGUUCCCCGACAACCGCGACGGCGCAAACCCCCUCCCCUACACGCGCCUGAACAACCUGCGCCUGCUUGAGCACGCCGAAAUCGAAUGCCUGCGCCUGCACCCCCCAAUCGGCUACGCCAUGCCGCGCGACACCCCGCGCCAGGGCGCCGAAAUCUGCGGCCUGUACAUCCCCGGGGGCGUCGCGGUCGGCGUCCCCGCCGCGACCAUCGGCCGCAACGCCGCCGUGUUUGCGCGCCCCAGCGCGUGGGAUCCCGACCGCUGGGCGGACGACGCGGCGGAUCUGGCGACGAUGAAGCUGUGCUUCCUGGGCUUUGGGUAUGGCAGCCGGCAGUGCAUUGGGCGGAACGUGGCGAAUCAGUUUGUGAUUAAGAUGAUUGCGAGCUUGCUGCUGCGGUACGAGGUUGAGCUGGAGGAUCCGGGGUUGGUGCUGGGGACGAGGGAGUUUACGAUUCAGAAGCCGGAUCGGAAGUAUCGGGUGCGUAUUAGGCCGAGGAAGGUGUAGUGCCGCUGGCUGGGGAAUCGCAUUUGAGGGGCUAGCUACGUGGAAGGAUGGCUUGUAGAUGCGCUGGGGUCUUAUGGGAUAGAUGCAAUGCUCCGUAAUGAGAUAGAAC